Molecule: messenger RNA, 664 nt
Organism: Malaya genurostris
Lineage: Eukaryota; Metazoa; Arthropoda; Insecta; Diptera; Culicidae
Gene: Cbp20
Product: nuclear cap-binding protein subunit 2
Exons: 2
Coding region: 100-582 (160 amino acids)
Biological process (GO): mRNA cis splicing, via spliceosome
Cellular component (GO): nuclear cap binding complex
Molecular function (GO): RNA cap binding
Source: RefSeq, a predicted model, not a curated record
CGAAGUAAACAAGCUUAUUUGAAGGUGGCGUAGAAAUUGAUUAGAAAUAAUAGUUGUAGAAGUUAUAAUUGUAAGAAAAUUUCAGAUAAGUUAAACAAAAUGACCUCCGUUCAUACGCCAUCCGUCGCUCUCAGUAAAUAUCGAGAUCAACAUUUCAAGGGAUCUCGACAUGAACAGGAACGACUUCUCAAGGUAUCAUCUACACUGUAUGUGGGCAACUUGAGCUUUUACACAACGGAGGAGCAGAUCCACGAGCUAUUUUCCCGAUGUGGUGAUGUUCGGCGGAUUGUUAUGGGAUUGGAUAAGUUCAAGAAAACUCCCUGCGGUUUCUGUUUUGUGGAAUAUUAUACCCGAGUCGACUCGGAAAGCGCAAUGAGAUACAUCAACGGAACGAGACUGGAUGAUCGAAUUGUACGUGUUGACUGGGAUGCCGGAUUCGUUGAAGGUCGUCAAUAUGGACGCGGUAAAACCGGUGGACAGGUGCGUGACGAGUACCGUCAGGAUCACGAUUUAGGUCGUGGGGGCUAUGGUAAAAUGGUUCAAAUGGGACAACUUGGUGCGCCCAAUAUGAGGGAAAGUUAGGGAUUGGAAAGAGGCAGACAUCUCAGUUUGUAAAAUUAACUAUUAUUUAUAGCAUCUAUCAAAUAAAUGGAAACACUUAAGA